Molecule: messenger RNA, 5724 nt
Organism: Bolinopsis microptera
Lineage: Eukaryota; Metazoa; Ctenophora; Tentaculata; Lobata; Bolinopsidae
Exons: 24
Coding region: 1-4881 (1626 amino acids)
Biological process (GO): actin crosslink formation
Cellular component (GO): actin filament
Molecular function (GO): actin filament binding; microtubule binding; cytoskeletal adaptor activity
Source: RefSeq, a predicted model, not a curated record
AUGGAAAGCGAAAACAAAGAAGAUAUUCUGGAAGCAGCCUCUCUAAUUCAAAAAGAUGAAAUAAAGGAAACAUCAGAAAAAACAGUAUCUGAGAUAGAGGUUAUCGAAUCGUCAGCUCAGAACUCGUCAUCUCUGAACGUAGCUCCGUGUGAAGAGGUAUCUAACCCGAUAAAAUCCCCAGACAAUACGUUAUCUUUUGGAGAGGGUCAGCAACUUGCAGACUCAUCUGAAAUCUCUGCGGAGGCACCAGAAGCAGUUAGUCUAAAACUGAACGACCAGUCUUUAGACAGCACUUAUUCUGGAGACGAUGAAGAUACGUUUGACAUUGAGAAGGACUAUUCUGUUCCGUCGGAAGAAGAUUCGAGUGUAUGCGUUUCUCUCUCUCACCGUCACACUCAUACCAGAAACCCGUCAGAGAUAUCCGAAAGCGAGGUGCUCCAGUUCUCCGGACAACCUUAUGCUGUCAUAGGAGGCAAGAUAUUUCCCUUUGACAUAAAUGAUGAAGACUUCUUUCCUGAAUUUGAACUGCCCCAUGACAAUGAUCCACGCACAAAUGACAUUAUCAAUGACGUGCUUCAAGCAUUUCCAGAUGGCACUGCUGAACUCCUGGAAGAUAUUGAUGAGAUCGAUGCUGAAGCAACCCCCUUACCUCUUCGAAAGUUGGAGCUAACUGCUGGAGAUGAUGUAUUAGAUAAAACUCCUACUGAUUGCAACAGUCAUCCCGACUGUCAAAUUUUCUCAGAAGGUAAAAGUUCUCCAGUUAAUGAAAGUAUUCCUGAUGAUGACAUUGUUCGACAAAAUCCCGAAAACUCUUCUCAGUCUGAAUUUUCACCAGACGAAAGUAGCGAGCAGACGGAUUCGGUCACUGAUCAAGACAUAUCUGCUGCUACUGAAGAGGAUCUAGCAGAAGACGGUGGCGAGCGAAUGGAUUCGGUCACUGAUCAAGACAUAUCUGCUGCUACUCGAGAGGAUCUGGAACCUUCUCCAGAUUUGUCGAUGAAAACUAAUGUUUCACUAAAGAUUUGCUCAGAACAUCAAACUGACAGAUCUCCUCAGUCUGACUCGUCUCCUGGAGAAGAUGGUGGUAAGGAGAUGGAUUUUGCCAACCUAGACGAUCUCUCUCCAGUACCAUCUGAAGAAAUAGAACUUUCAAAAGAUCUGCUAUGUGAAACUACAAGUUCUCCACAGAUGAGCUCCGACAAUCGACCAGAUUUGAGUCUCGAUCUUCGUCUCGAAGAAAACACAGGGAAUGAAAACGCAACGGAAUUAGAGGGAAUUCUCUCGCCACUGGAUGAAGAUCAGUUUAAACAGGCGAUACCAAACAGUCCGAACCCGAGACGGAACAUCGUCAGAAGAAAGUCCUGUGCAGACAUUGUAAUAGACCAAAGUUUCUUCGAUUCUCAACCGACGCAAGAAACAGCACCCAUAGACGUUAAGAAAACUCCUAGAGUUCAACGAAAAGAACGAAGGGAAAGGAGAAAGUCUAUCAUCUUGGUAGAUCAUCCGGACGCAAAGGAUCCGUCAAUAAGAGUGGUGAGUCCAGAGAGCGGUACGGUGAUAAGCGAGUCCACCAUGAUACUUCAGCAGAUGCUGCAUGACGAGGGCUUUUCGGAGAGUGACCUUGAUUUUAGUUUUGAAGACGAUGAGCUGAAUGAUUCUGAGCUGGAAAAUGUAGGAGCAUCCUUUCUCUCCGACCCUGACAUGAAGAGAGCGCUGCAACUGCAGAUAUCUGACGACAGUGACUCCGUUUUCGGUGAAAGUACGGCUGCAGGUGGCAGCCAAUCGCGUUUUUCGAACCCAGUCGAGUCAGACGGUGGCAGAGAGUCCGAGUUGGCCCCGAACACACCUCCCUCCCAAUCAUCUGAUCUUGACGACUUCGAGCGGUUUAAACGUGAACUGGAAAUGAGCAUGCCAAUUCCUUCUCCUGGACUGAGCGAUACGGACAGACUCAAUUUGGAGAUAGACCCCUCAAACUCGGCGCGAACCAAGCGUGGAACCGGAUCAGACUCGGACAGAAAGAAACUGACGGGGGUCGAAAAAAAACUUCAAAAGAAAUCACUAGGCGGCAAACCACCGACUGGAAACAACCUAAGAAGAAGCAAAUCAGCUAAGUUGAGCUCAGAAGAUGCUCUUGGUCCCAGAGAAAGAUAUCGUGGCUGUGUAUCGGGGGCCCUGACACCCGGAGCUCGGAGAAGGAACCCCCCUCCUUCAGCUCAAGCACCUACCGAGUUCGACAACAAAGACUUUGCUGCUAGAUGCAAAUUCAAGGACACAAAAGAAUUCAAAAUGAUGGAAAUGUUACGAAAAGCAGAGUUAGGCAUCCAAAAGAGAAAAAGGCAAUUGAUGAACAGGCAAAUAGCUGAAUUGCAGCAAGAGCUGGCGAACUUUGCUAACGAUUCCAUUGACACUAUGACUGUCGAAGAGUACGAUGCCCUCAGAGAAAAACUUAGACUCCUUCCCAAGGAUGUUCGAGAAAAUAAUAAGGGAAAGGCUCUGAUCGCGAAGAUCGAACAGGAAGCAUAUCUAUCACGUGCUCGAAUGAGACAAAAUACGUACCAAGCUGAAAGUGAGGAGCAGAAGAAAGCUUUCCGUAAAGCUCAACUUACGGCAAUUCGGAACAAGCGUAAAAAAGAGUCAGCCAUGUUGAAGCAGGUGAUGGCUACAGGAGACGUGGCUCCACAGCAGACUUUGAAGCGAACAAGAGAGGCGGUAAGCAGAUGGCUCAUCACCAACGAAAACGGUGCUGCCGGUGAGAUCGAUACGAGCGCUUUACGUUCCAGCCAAUCCUCCCAGGACGACUCCGCAUCCAAUACAGUGGAACCGGACGUGAUGGAGCAGUACUCUGUCUUCAGGGACAAGGUGAAGGCAGUAAAUGAGGAGAUCCUGGCGAGUGGAGACGAGAGUGCAGUGUUGAUCGCAGUUCAAGGGAUCAUGUUUAACACCUUCAUUGAGUUCAGAGAGUGGCUCUAUGGUAACGCCAAGUUCCCUUGCGAUAUGUCUAAUAUCCCAGACAAUUCAGGUUUAUUGCUGUAUUUUGAGAGUGCCGAGGUGUUGGCUCACUACAACGAGUUCAAAGCAAACAAGAAGGAAUUGAGACGUCAGAAAGCCAGACAUCGACGUAUGCCUGGUAGUGGGGUUGGACGAAGUCAAAGCUUGAGACGAUCUCGAAAGACUGACAGUGUCGUAGACUCACUCAAGAAAUCUGGCAGUGCUCAAAACAUCGCAGACGGUCUGAACGGUUUGAAGAGAUCUGAGAGUGGUGCCAGUAUGACGAGCAGUGCGAGUUGUCUCAGUCGAUCUAGCAGCUUUCACAGGCUAGCUAGAGGAUCAGGUAGCCAGAUCUCACUGCUGGUAGCUGGACAAGACAGUCAGGGUAUGAGUGUUCCUGCCUCAGCUGCAGGCCAGUACGACAAUGAAGAUAACUCUACUUCCGGAGAUGAGGUUUGGUUACAAAUGGUGGCUGCCAAACUGGAAAAAGUUAAGCAGGCCAAGAAAGAAAAGCUCACCCGCCUCGGAGACAUUAUAGACAAAGUCGUGCGAGCUAUUGUAUCGAGGUGCACGUGUAAAACCCCCUUCCAGCUGGACCGAGUAGGAGACGGCAAAUACAAACUACCUCACACUAGUCAGAUCUUCUUUGUCAGGAUCCUGAGGAACCACGUGAUGGUGCGAGUAGGAGGAGGGUGGGACACUCUCGACCACUUCAUCGCCAAACACGACCCCUGUAGAAUGAAGUUCAAGCAGAUUGUCGGAGCUCUCAACACACGAGACGUUAAGUCCAAAAUCUCUACCUCUUGGGAACACUCUCCUUUCAGACGCAACAGAUCUACAUCCAUGAUCACCUCUUCUCCCUUGGUCUCAGCAGAGCAGCCCUGGAUACGUGAGGACGUGUCCCCUGUUGCCAAGCAACCACGACAACAAGAGUCCUCCCGUUUCUCCAGGUCCAGCUCUGCUAGGUUUGCCAGAAAGUUGACCUUCAGUUCAGAAAGUGAGGAUCUGGGCUGUUUGGCCCCGAGAUGUGCUCAUAUUGGUGGAGGUGGAUCAGAGGGAGGAAGCACGGCAUCUUCAGUUCCUGACUUUGAGUUUGACACCUUGGAAGAGAAGAUGAAUACCACUCUCUCCCCUCUUAUCUCCUUCAAUAAGAACAGCAAUACUCCUCCUAUCUUUGUAGAAGAGGAAGAACCACUGACCCUCUUUAAUCAGUCCCCCAGGAAACCCUCCCUUAAAACUUCGUCUCCCCGCAGGAAAUCUUGCACCGCUAGAUCCAGAAUACCCGUGCCUACAGCCCGCUCUAAGUCCUGUGAGAGGAGGACUAACACCGUGUCCAACAAACCCACUCUGAAACACUCUAAGUCCGGCGAGGUCCGCAGAAGCAACUACGUCUCAACCCCCUCUCAGAGAAAGAUGAGCACUCCAGCUCCCAUAACUCCGUCCGGUGUGCCACUCAAACAAACUGCUAAACAGACAGAAAAUCAGCUCAAAGAGUGCCUGUUGAAAACACCCAGGUCCUUGCUGAGCAACCCAACCUCAGCCACGGCCCGCAAGAUUCUCAAGUCUAAAUCAUCAGAUAAUCUCCAGAAGCACAUGGUCCGGAAUUGUGAUCCAACUCCACAGAUGAACAUGUCUCUUCAACCCAACAGAUUCAGAAGGAAAUCAACAGAUGGAUCUGCUCUUCACAAAGUGUCUGUUAAGUCGGGAGGUGUGAAGGCCAAGCCUAAGGGGCUGACGAAAUCUAAGUCCUCGGAGAUCUCAAGACACAACGUAGUGAGUUUGAGGAGGGACGAGGAGGUCGUCAUGAAACCUGACCUUCAGAAUCUCAACUCCUCAAAGUCCGCUGGUCGUUCCUUUGUUGAUUGGCUCAAAAAGCGCCGUAACGAAAACUAAUGGAAAGACCGUCUAGAGGUUCAGGUAGUGUUUUUAAAAUCGAAUUUCAUGUGUCCAUGUAAAGAACUAUUUAUUUAUAUUUAGAAGAUGGAGAUUUGAUUUGAUGUAAAUUUUAUGGUUAAAUAGAGACAAAUUUUAGAUUGAACUGUUAAAAUGUAUGCGUAUGAACAUUUUAUCCGCUCAGUUAGAUUAGACUUCCUAGAAGUAGACUUGAAUGAAACUGCCUAAGUGCUGAUUUAAAAUGUCGCCACGAACAUCAUCCUGCAAUCUGAGGUUACCGUUAAUCUGUAACGUAUAUAAUAUGUCUUCAUAUAAAAUCGGAUUAAAAGACGGGUGAACAACUCCAUAUUUGGUCAAUUCAAGUUGCGAAUGCUAUAAUUAUUACUCGAAAAGUAAGCUUACCAGUAUUACAAAGAUCCAAAAGGAGAAUCCAUAGCUUUUGUUUAUCAAGUAUGUUAUUGCCCGAUAUAUCUGUUCUUUCAACCAACUUUCCGAUCGGCCGAUGAAGACAUAUAUUUAAGUCAAUUUCUAAGGUUUGUAGAUUUAAAACUAUUCGUGCUUGCUGCUUUUAGUUUUAGGUAAAGUUGGAUUCAAGCUGCUUUCAUGCAUGUGUGUUGCAACUGAAAUUUGUAGACUACCGCGUGCCAUGCAGCUUAGCUGUUGGAGCUGUUAAAAUCACUCUUCAAAAAUAUAUUUUUGUUUUGUUAGUACGUUCUCUUUCUGCAUUAAUUUAUAUUCUUGGAUUAUUUUAUUUUUAUUUUUACUUUGAUAACUUUCAAGACUAUUAAACUGAAAUUUUCUGUAAAAUUGAAGUAUUUUGUCGCUUUUGUAAGAUCAAAUAUC